UCUGAGCUUGAUUCUAAUGGAACAAAUUACCAUGUGAAGUAAACAUUGCAGAGCUUCCCCAGACCACCACACCUUGGCAGCGUAAUCGGUAGCAGUCGAAAAAAAUAUUGAGUUUGUGCGGUGCGCUCGUUGGUGGCGGCGACGGCAGCGCAGAUGGCUUCAGCUUCUGCAAGAGUUAUUCAGGCCGUCAAGCCACACAACCCGCUGAUCAAGUUUCGCGCGGGCAGCGCAAGGACCGACAGAGGGCCGACGCAGACCACCGCCUCGUCAGCGGCGAUGAAGGCGACGAGUAGCGCUGCUUCCGCAAAAUCCAAACCGGUGGGCUCUCUGCCACGCGGAUCUGGCAUCGACGAAUCUCAACUACCUGCCCGGUACGCCAGGAAACCGCUGUCUCCAUACGAAGGCGACUACAUACAGAGAGGAGGUCCCGAGUAGCAUACAUCCCUGCAUAGCUGCUGUAAAUAAGAAACGCUCAAAAGGAAAUCUUCGAAGCCUGUAUUGAAGAGACCUGCUUUAUAACAACAAUAAUGGAUGGAGGUGUGGACCAUGACAAACAUGGAAAGAAUGCACCAGUGAAAAUAUUUAUUUUCCAAAAAGCAAGCAGUCCCAAGGCCUUGUGAAGGAUGUGCCGUGAAGGCAACAACGAUGAAGGCGGCUGCUGCACUUUGCAAGUGCCCAGUGCAUUCCCAUGCAAUUAAAUUUGUUUGUUCUUGUUGUGGUUAA
Messenger RNA from Rhipicephalus microplus (southern cattle tick), 723 nucleotides. Its product is annotated as alpha-ketoglutarate dehydrogenase component 4. Gene Ontology annotation, cellular component: oxoglutarate dehydrogenase complex. The record is from RefSeq and is a predicted model, not a curated record. Gene Ontology annotation, molecular function: oxoglutarate dehydrogenase (succinyl-transferring) activity. Lineage: Eukaryota; Metazoa; Arthropoda; Arachnida; Ixodida; Ixodidae. Gene Ontology annotation, biological process: 2-oxoglutarate metabolic process.